Molecule: messenger RNA, 2599 nt
Organism: Oppiella nova
Lineage: Eukaryota; Metazoa; Arthropoda; Arachnida; Sarcoptiformes; Oppiidae
Source: the annotation of a GenBank genome assembly
AUUUGAUUACAAACACUAAAUUCAUAACACAAUCAUUGCAUUGAAAAUUUGAUUUUCAAUUUCAAAUGAAUACCAUUUGCUUGUGAUUUACGCGUUUAGACAUAUCCUAAGCACAUGUGUUGCCUCGGGUCCAGUGAUCGGUGAUGGAGUCGUCCAAGAAGUCUGUGGGCAACGGCAGCGCCGAAGACGUGCACCAAUUGUCACUGCAAUCUGAAUCCAACAGUUGCGACAACACGUAUGGGUCGUACCGGUCGAGCACCAGGACCUCGAUCUCCUCCUAUGACUUCACGCCAUCGGAGACACCGCGCGAGUCAUCGCCUCGACUUCAGCGCAAGUCAGGCCUUAGAUCGGCUCAAGUGAUGCAACUGUCGGACGACUCGACCACUUGGAGAGCGACUCCCAAACGCAGCAAACGGUCCACUCGUAAGCAACAGAUCCAGAACUCGACGGCAAAGAUACACGCCUUCCUCAUGAAGGGAAAGGCACCAGAGUUUAGGUUCAGGAUUGUUGUGGCACUCAUUCUCAUGGCUAUUGUGAUCAUAAUAUUGAGUACAAGAUAUUUCUAUAACCGCAACCUAAUAGUGGUUGCCAUCAAAGACCGCAUAUUCUUCAUUAAAACCCAGAGACAACUGGAUCUACUGGACAGCGAGGGCCGGGAUCUGUUGCACAUAGAGUUCGGACUCAACAUUCCUCCAGACAUUCCUCCCAUUAAUUGCAAAUCAAUUGAGAAGAACACGAGAAUCUGUUUGGACUGGAAAUAUAGGGCACAUCUGAGCUUCCAAUACAAACAUUAUCCCAAAUCUAUCACAUGUUAUGACAUCAAGUGGAAGAGCUAUGAAAAGUAUGCUAUUCUUAAGGACUGUUUCGAUUUGAGCACAUCCUUCUGGUAUGGGAUGGGAGACGUGAAUGGCCUGAAAUGGCCGCUCAAUGACAUGUCCAUCUCGGACUCGCCAUUCGUGACCAGUCACCUCACGGACACCACCACUCCAUUCGGUUCACUGAUUGGCAGACAUUGGUUCUCAUCGAAAGGCAUCACAAUAAGCGUCGGACUAAAUGUUCCGCUAUUUGUCAGUUUGAACAGCACUGAAGACCCCAACAAACUGUGCUUGAUUUCGAAGAAGCAAUUCCCGUAUUAUGUAUUAAACAAAAACGAUAUCUACGCUCAGUUGGAGUACACUAUCUGCUCGGCGCCCAGUCUUCCAGACCUACAAAACCAUUUGAUCGAUAGUUCGCCAAAAGCUGAAAACAAAACCGAAACCAAUUCCACUUCAACCGCUUCAUCAGAUCCGGAGGAAUACAUAUUCUUGGAGCGACUCAUUUGGGCCACAGAUUCAAACGUAUUGGCAAACUUUACCCAUCAAUCACUUCAGGCAUAUGUGGACCGAAUCAUGAGCUAUGGCUUCGAGCCGGGAGUGGUUCUGUUGGACUCGCGCUGGGAGAACAUCAUUGGAGACUUCAAAAUGAAUAAAACCUCUUUCAAUAACCCUUCGGUUCUCAUUAAUAUCCUUCACAACAAAGGCUUUAAAAUAUUGCUCACAAUUACGCCAAACAUUGAUUUGCAUUCAAAUACGUUAUCCAACGCCAGACUUAAUCACAGACUUUUACGCGACGUUCGCCUCAAUGUCCCACUACUGACCCGUUGUGGCAAUCAAUAUGAAUACAUCUGUGGUUUAAUUAAUUUAACAAAUCCUGUUAACAGAGAGUGGUUUCGCAACCGAUUGGUCGACGAACUGAUUACUGGUCUGUCAGUCGACGGCUUUCUGUUUGUCGGCGGACAGUCAUCACUAAUGCCUCGACACAUAAAUGUCGACAAAACUAUAAAUCCCGAUAAUUAUCUAAAUCUACUGAAACGAGUGGCCAUUAAUACCAGUGAUUUAAUCGGCACAACCAGUUCAGUCGACUCAAAAGAGCUCAAAGGUUUUGUUAAAGUGCUUCCGAGGAGUUCUUCGUGGAAUACAUUGCGUGGAAUCAUACCAACUGUCCUAUCACUGGGUCUAAUGGGUUAUCCACUGGUUAAUAGCGGUUCAGUUGGAGGCAUUCGUGUGCACAAUGAGACCACUUAUAGCAAAGAGCUGUACAUCCGUUGGUUACAAGUCGCGGCAUUUCUUCCAGUCAUCCAAUUCGGUGAACCCGACAACGACCUCGAGAUCAUAAAAGUUGCCAAAAAGCUACUAAAACUACGCGAAGAUCUAAUCCUACCAGCGAUGAAGACAUGUCUUCGCGAAUAUCAUAGGAAUGGUUCGCCGAUAAUAAGGCCGAUGUGGUGGACACAACCCCAUGAGAGGGACGCCUUCAUAAUUGACAACCAGUUCUCUAUUGGGAACGACAUUAUCGUCGCACCGGUUGUCGAAGAGGGACAGAAAGAGAGGGAUAUAUUUCUGCCGAACGGCUGGUGGAAGGAUGAGAUACAGGUGCAAGUGAUCAGAGGUGGCAAAUGGAUGCGCAAAUAUCAGGUGCCUAUCGACAAAGUGGCCUAUUUUAUUAGGACUGAGCCCUCGCCCGCAGUCUAAUUACCGGUAUAAGCUAACUGACCAAAUGGUUACUUUCAGUAUUUUUAUUAGCAUUUUAUAGAUUUUAUACUUAAAAUCAAAUAUUUUCG